This is a messenger RNA of Saccharomycodes ludwigii, 2901 nucleotides long. RefSeq names its product Pff1p (gene PFF1). Gene Ontology annotation, molecular function: metalloexopeptidase activity. Gene Ontology annotation, biological process: proteolysis. The record is from RefSeq and is a predicted model, not a curated record. Lineage: Eukaryota; Fungi; Ascomycota; Saccharomycetes; Saccharomycodales; Saccharomycodaceae. Bases 1 to 2901 code for a protein of 966 amino acids. The transcript has a single exon.
AUGAGCCCCAUUCGUAUUGAUAAAGCUACCCCUGAAGAAUUAUCUAUAUUAGAUAAAGCUUGGGUGCAUUUACAUCAAAUAUCCAAACACCCACAUCCUUACUCCAGUGGACCUGAAAAUGAUCACGUUCAUGAUUACAUAUACAACAGUAUUGAGAAAAUAGUUCAACAUAUUCCAAAUCCUGACUUUAUUUCUUUGAGUAGUGAUAAUGUUCCUAAUGGUGCUUCUAUCGUCACCCCCAUUAAAGAAAUUUUCAAACAACAAGAUGUUUUCGACGCGGCUUCAACUGCUACAAGAGUGAUUUAUUAUGAAUCUAACAAUAUUGUUGUUAAAAUUGAAGGACUAGAUCCUAGCUUAACUAAGGACGAUGGUCUACUAUUUUCUGCUCAUUUUGAUUCUGUUCCCAUGGCUAAUGGUGUUACUGAUGACGGUAAAGGAAUAGUCACCAUGUUGUCCUUGUUUGAGUAUUUUGCACACAACAGGCCCAAACGUACUUUAAUUUUCAACUUUAACAACAAUGAAGAAUUUGGGUUGCUAGGUGCAACAAUUUUUAACAAUUAUCAUCCAUGGAAAAAACUAGUCAAAUAUGUUAUCAAUUUAGAAGGUACUGGUACUGGUAAGGGAGAAAGGGCUGUUUUGUUUAGAACAAGUGGUAUAGAUACUGCUCAAAUUUAUCAAAAGGCGGUACGUGAUCAACCUUUUGGUAACUCAAUAUAUCAGCAGGGCUUUUACAAUGGCUACGUCCACAGUGAAACUGAUUAUAAGAUUUAUGAGUCCAGCUUAAAAGGUUGGGAUAUUGCAUUUUAUAAGCCACGGGACUUGUAUCAUACUUUCAAAGAUUCUAUUAUUUAUACCGACAAGAGCUCAUUAUUUAGUAUGUUACACACCACUUUCCAACUAUCUACGUAUAUCGCAAAUACUGAGAAAUUAAACGAUGAAAAAGAAGAAACCCCAGCAAUCUAUUUUGAUUUUGGUGGGAAAUUUUUUUGUUUCAACAGUAAAAAAUUUACGAACAUAAACCUUUUAUUGCUGAUACUUGCUCCAAUUUUAUGUAUUAUAGCCGAAUUAGUCGUCAAAAGGAAUUAUUAUAACGCCAAGGGGUAUACUUUAUUCACGUGGAUUAAGUUGCCUAUUUCCUUGAUUAUAUCGCUUGGUGGCUUGGCUCUUUUGGAGAAAUUUUUGCUUAAUACUAAUCCAAUGUUACCAUCCCGUAAUUUCUGGAUAUUGGUUAUUUUAUUCACAACCUCCUUUGUUUUACUCAACUAUAUGUGUUUAAGAUGGAAUAGUACCAGGAAUCAUGGCAACGUCGACAGUACUGGCAGCGGUGACAGUAUUCAGAACAACAAUUGCAGCAAUUGUGACGAUAUUUUGAAAACGAUUUUUAUAAUUGAAUUAAACUUUGUAUUAUGGGGUAUAUUAUUAUACCUAACAAUUGAAAAUUAUAAACAUGAAUACAAAGAUACCGGUAUUUAUCCCUUUACUUUCAUAUAUUUUGCAUAUUCCAUUGGCAGUAUUUUAGGCAGUUUGUUUGACCCAUAUUAUCACUGUAGUAAUGGUUCACAAAACAAUACUACUCCACAGGCAUUGGAAGCUGAUGUUAGCUCAUUUAAUUCCACUAACCAUGAACCUGAAAAUAGACCGUUAUUGAACAUAACUUCAACUACUUCAAACCAUACAUCAUAUGUAAAUGAAGAUAGUCAUUCUGUUAGCUCUUCGCACGAAGAUUCGUCUCUCUAUGACAACCAAAUUGAAUCAAUUUCAUCUAAUUCCUUUUCUCAUGCAGUUCCCGGAUACUAUGUUUGGUCGAUUCAAUUUAUAGUUAUUGUGAGUAUUUCUCUGUUCACUGUAUUUACCUGUGGUGGGUUAAUUUUAGACGCUUUGAACCAAACAAUUCAAGAAAGUUCUGAAUCUACCUUGAAAAUAUUUGACCUUAUUAUGUUGAUUAGUGUUUUUCUUGGAUUGCCGCUAUUACCAUUUAUUAUGAACCUAAAUUAUUAUGCCAUUAUUUCUUUCUUUUUAUUAUUUUUGGCUACUUUACCUUUAAGCAUUAACUUGGCUCCGUUUACAGAAUCUGAGCCUCUAAAAUUGCGUGUUGCGGACUAUCGUUUAUUGGGAAUUGAUGGGAACCUAAGAAAAGAAAUUGUGGUGUACGGUAGGGACAUUGAUACCAAUUAUUUAGAGAAUUAUUCUUCUGGCGGUGUUGAUAGUACGAUCACCUCAAUGUCUUUGAUUGAAAAUGUUAUUGGAUCGCUACCUUCUCAAUCGAAGCAAAACAACAUUACAUGUUUGCCUGCAAGAGAUGGAAAUGUUCGUUGCAGUUAUGAGCCUUUUUACAGAAAGAAUCAUCGGAGGAAUGAUACCAAUUCUGAAGGUAAUACUUUUGAAAUACAAGUUAUAUCUAAUAACAGAUUAUCGCCAUCAAGAUCUAAAUACGAACCUGUUGUGGUGGAAUUGAAGAUACGGGCUAAACCAAACAACAGAAUAUGUAAUAUUAAUUUUGAAAAGGGCAAUUCAUUGAAAAGAGUUACUGUAAAGACUACUGAUGAUAAUACUGGUAAAACAUUUAUUAAGAAGGAAGGGUAUGGUAUAGACGAAGUACAGCUACAUAAGUUAGAAUAUACUGGGGAUACCGAUUAUCACGUCAGCAUUGAAUGGUUACCUAAAAUCUUAAUAGAUGAAAAUGUGGUUGUCGAUGAUAAUACUGAUUCUUUACACAUAGAUGUUUCAUGUUUUUGGGGUGAUUACUUGAGUUUUAGCGCUAAUGGUAAUAGUACCAAUAAUAAAAUUGAUAUUAUAUCGCCUGGUAUCUAUGAAUUGCUUACUUAUUCUCCAUCCAAUAUUAUAUACACAAAUUUGGAAAGAGGGAUGGUAAUUGCAAAAUUAGUGGAUUAUAAACUAUGA